Molecule: messenger RNA, 1441 nt
Organism: Zootoca vivipara (common lizard)
Lineage: Eukaryota; Metazoa; Chordata; Lepidosauria; Squamata; Lacertidae
Gene: PBK
Product: PDZ binding kinase
Biological process (GO): peptidyl-serine phosphorylation
Molecular function (GO): ATP binding; protein serine/threonine kinase activity
Source: RefSeq, a predicted model, not a curated record
GUCGUCCCCUCUCUCGCUCCCGCCAAGAUUCAAACGGAGGCAGCUGGGAAGGGGCCAGUCAGUCGGUCUCCGGCUCUUCAAGAAUAAUUCUCAGCCAUGGAUGCAGAAACUGCUUUCAAGACCCCCAGCAAGCCACCUGGGGGGAAGAGAUCAGGGCAGGGUAGCUCUUCACCCUCAAUAACUAUUCCAGCCUCUCCCUUCAUGCAGAAGCUUGGGUAUGGAACUGGAGUCAAUGUUUAUCUUAUGAAAAGGUCCCCCAAAGGUAUCUCUUGCUCUCCCUGGGCUGUGAAGAAAAUCAAUCUCAAAUGUGACGCCACACGGAGAGAUACGUAUCAACAAAUGCUGACUGAAGAAGCCAAGGUUCUAAAAACCCUUCAGCACCCAAACAUUGUGGGCUAUCGUGCGUUUGCUGAAGCUAAAGAUGGGAGCAUGUGCCUUGCCAUGGAAUAUGGGGGAGAAAAGUCUCUCAAUGACCUAAUUGAAGAUAGGAACACGAAAAAGCUGGGGCCCUUUCCGGCUGCGACCAUCCUGAAAGUUGCCCUGCACAUGGCAAGGGGCCUGAAGUAUCUACACAACGACAAGAACUUGCUUCACGGUGACAUCAAAUCUUCCAAUGUCGUCAUUAAAGGGGACUUUGAGUCAAUAAAGAUCUGUGACGUGGGUGUUUCACUGACUCUGGAUGAGAAUAUGAUGGUGAGUGACCCAGAAGCUCAUUAUAUUGGCACGGAGCCCUGGAAGCCCAAGGAAGCUCUUGAGGGAGAUGGCAUCAUCACCGACAAGGCUGACAUCUUUGCAUUUGGGCUUACACUCUGGGAAAUGAUGACCCUCUCGAUACCUCAUCUUAACCUGGAGGAAGAAGAUGAAGAGUCUUCUUUUGAUGAAGAUGACUUCGAUGAAGACGCCUAUUACGCCGCCCUUGGGACUCGGCCACCACUCAACAUCGAAGAGUUGGAUCCUUCCUAUCAAAAAGUCAUUGAGCUGUUUUCUCUCUGCACUAUGGAGGAGCCGGAAAAGCGCCCUGCAGCUGCACAUAUUGUGGGUGUUUUGGAGGCGGAAGGAUCCAUACAAUAAGUGCCCUCUUAAACAACCCUGCACUAUGGCAGUUAGUUUCCCGCAGUUUUAUAUUAGAACUGGGGGCUUUUGACAAGGUUUCAUAUCAAGCUAUUUAGACGCUGACUGUAAAUAUUCCAUAUUCCACAAAGUUGUGUCUUAAGUGACACACACACACACACACACACACCUGAUAAGCUGAUGCUUAGCAGCCUUGUAAUUAGUUUUUUAGUAUUGUAAAUAUAAAGCAACUUGGUCUUUCAAUUCCCUUCCCUGCUCCUCCUCUUGUUCUGGUUGUGUUUGAUCUUGACUUGUACUUUUCUCUUAUGAGUAAAUAUCAGAACAUUUGUGGCUAUUGAAAUAAAACCUUUCAAACUUGUCAGUUUGGCAC